This is a messenger RNA of Melampsora larici-populina 98AG31, 654 nucleotides long. RefSeq lists its product as uncharacterized. NCBI's taxonomy places the organism in Eukaryota, Fungi, Basidiomycota, Pucciniomycetes, Pucciniales, Melampsoraceae. The transcript has 4 exons. The coding region runs from base 1 to 654 and encodes 217 amino acids. The record is from RefSeq and is a predicted model, not a curated record.
AUGGCGGAGAUGGACUGGCCUGAGACUCUGGUUCUCAACAACGUCUUUUGGCUCAUAUAUUCUUGCAAGCCUACGUCAAGCGAACAGAAGGUGAUAGAUCUUGGAGUCGCCAAAAUCUCUGCGAAGAAUCCUGAUGCCCAGGGCGAUUUACCUUUCAUUUUGCAACCGGAGUUGGAUGACGUCGAGGACAUCGAAGAAGAUUUGCCAGACUUACCGGCAUUGGAUCCUCCCUUGGCUCCGGGGAUGGGCGGAUCAGUCGCAAGUCAGACCUCCUUUAAAAGCGCCAAGCUCGCGUUUACAUCAGCUGCGUCUCCAGCCGUCGAUGAACUUGAGGAACCAAUGGGUUAUGCUAAUUCGCAAACCGAUCAAGCCAAGCAGGCAUUUCUUCAAACUGAGAACUGUCCCUCGUCAACCGCUCCACCGACUGUGAUGAGAAGGGAGGAGGGGGAGGAGGAUAGCAAGCAAGUGCCAGCCUCCCUGCCCGAAAAUACGAAGAAGGCCGACGUCAAGGGGCCGUUGAGUGUCCGCCUGCGUGUUAACAAGCGCCCGAAAUCACUGGCUUCUCCGUCACCUCAGAAAGGUGCGAAGGUCAAGAAAUGUGGGGCCAAAGGGAAGGCCGAUUUACAGGUGGUCAAGAAAAGGACCUGGUGGUAG